UCAGCAACAGGCCUAUUUCUGGGCCAGUAUCUCACAUCAGAGAUGUCCCAAGACUGCAACCCUAUAGGGACCUCACUGUCAGCCUGACACCCCCGUCAGUCUCCACAGUGAUGCCAGCCCAUCCAGAUACCUCCAGGGCCCUCCCAUGCCCAAGAAACCCAGGAAACAGUCCUUUGUUCUCACUGUGAAUUAGUUCCUUUCUGCUGGAGGGUGGUGGUGUUAAAGAAUCCUAAAUUGGGGAGGGGGCAAGUCAGUGAGGUGAAGUGUAGGGAAGUCUGCCAUGCCCUACAGAGCGAUCUGAGCCACAGCCCAGCUGGGCUGGGCAGGAAAAGGUGCAGCCACACUAGCAAGGCCACACAAGGGCCCUUUCACGCGAGCCCGCAGCGGUCGCACUGCUCUAGGCCUCCCGCUAGAGGCGUAGCGCGGGCGCUUGGAGGAUGAGGCCACAGCGGCUGAAGCCAGAGUGAUUGGAGGUUCAGCCCACUGCAGCCCCUGGAUAUUGCGAAGCCUACAGAGCCGGCCAAGUGUCCCAGGUUGGCCAAAGAGCGUGGUAGGACAGGAUGGAUGCUUCUCCCGAGCCCCAAGAGAAGGGUGGGACACUGGUGCUGAUCCGACGACAGCCUCCUGUGUCCCAGGGUUUGCUGGAAACACUGAAGGCCAGGUUGAAGCAGAGCUGCACCUGCAGUAUACCAUGUGCUCAGGCUCUGGUGCAGAAUCUGUUUCCUGUCCUGCACUGGCUGCGUCAGUACCGCCCUAAAGAGUACCUGGCAGGUGAUGUUAUGUCUGGGUUGGUCAUUGGCAUUAUUCUGGUGCCACAAGCCAUAGCGUACUCACUGCUGGCUGGGCUGCAGCCCAUCUAUAGCCUCUAUACCUCCUUCUUUGCCAACCUUAUCUACUUCCUCAUGGGCACCUCACGCCAUGUUAAUGUGGGCAUCUUCAGCCUAUUGUGCCUCAUGGUGGGUCAGGUGGUAGACCGAGAACUGCAGUUGGCUGGUUUUGACCCCUCCCAGGAUUCUCUGGGGCCUAGGAACAAUGGCAGCACACUCAACAACUCAACCACAACACUGGUGCUUGGGCUACAGGACUGUGGACGGGACUGCCAUGCCAUUAGAAUCGCCACUGCCCUCACUCUGGUGACUGGACUUUAUCAGGUCCUCAUGGGUAUCCUCCGGCUGGGCUUUGUGUCUACCUACCUCUCACAACCAUUGCUCGACGGUUUUGCUAUGGGAGCCUCUGUGACCAUCUUGACUUCUCAGGCUAAACAUCUGCUGGGUGUGCGGAUCCCUCGGCACCAGGGGCCAGGCAUGGUGAUCCGCACAUGGCUGAGCUUGCUGCAGAGUGUGGGACAGGCCAAUAUAUGUGACAUGGUCACCAGUGCCGUGUGCCUAGGAGUGCUGAUAGUGGCUAAGGAGCUCUCAGACCGCUACCGACACCGUUUGAAGGUGCCAGUACCCACAGAGCUGCUAGUCAUUGUGGUGGCCACACUUGUAUCCCACUUUGGACAGCUCCAUUCAAGGUUUGGCUCAAGUGUGGCCGGCAACAUUCCCACUGGUUUUGUAGCCCCACAGAUACCAGACCCUAAGAUAAUGUGGCAUGUGGCCCUGGACGCUGUGUCCCUAGCCCUUGUGGGCUCAGCCUUCUCCAUCUCAUUGGCAGAGAUGUUUGCUCGAAGUCAUGGCUACACUGUUCAUGCCAACCAAGAGCUUCUAGCCGUGGGCUGCUGCAACGUGCUGCCUGCCUUCUUCCACUGUUUUGCCACCAGUGCUGCUCUGUCCAAAACCCUGGUGAAGACAGCCACUGGCUGCCAGACCCAGUUGUCCAGUGUGGUCAGUGCUGCUGUGGUGCUGCUGGUGCUGCUGGUGCUGGCUCCACUGUUUCACGAUUUGCAGCGGUGUGUGCUAGCUUGUAUCAUUGUUGUCAGCCUGCGUGGGGCGCUGCGCAAGGUUAAGGACCUCCCACAGCUUUGGCGGCUAAGCCCCGCUGAUGCACUGGUCUGGGUGGCUACUGCAGCCACCUGUGUGCUCGUCAGCACCGAGGCCGGACUUCUAGCUGGGGUGUUCUUCUCACUGCUCAGCCUGGCAGGCCGCACACAGCGUCCACGGGCUGCCCUUCUUGCUCGAAUUGGAGACUCAGCCUUCUAUGAGGAUGCUGCCGAGUUUGAGGGCCUCCUGCCCCCACCUGAGGUGCGAGUGUUCCGUUUCACAGGCCCACUCUACUAUGCCAACAAGGAUUUCUUCUUGCAGUCACUCUACAAUCUCACAGGGCUGGAUGCAGGGCACUCAGCCACCAGGAAGAAAAAGGGCCCAGAGGUGGGUGUCAGUGACAGCAGUCUUGCUGAUGGCAAGGAUAUGGGUUCAGUGAGCAGUGGGACCGGGCUGGUGGUACCCCUGGCAUUCGGUUUCCACACAGUGGUCAUUGACUGUGCACCACUGCUGUUCCUGGAUGUGGCUGGCAUGGCCACACUGAAGGACCUGCACAGAGACUACAGGGCCCUGGACAUCACCCUGCUUCUGGCUUGCUGCAGUCCCUCAGUGAGGGACACGUUGAGGAAAGGGGGCUUCCUUGGGGAAGACCAGGGAGCUGAGGAUGAGCUCCUGUUCCCCAGUAUACACAGUGCUGUGGAGGCUGCACGAGCCCGCCGUGAGGAGCUGGCGGCUGCUGACUCUGCCUUUUAGCAGGACCAAGAUCCAUGUCCACAAGCCAGUACUGACCUCCUUUGUAGGAAUGAUAUGAAGACUGGAAACAUUAGAGAGAGAUACCCUUGGACCACCUCUGCCCUGGAAAAGUCAGGGAACUCCAACUAAGAAAGGAAAGCGCCGUGUCCUUAACACAUUCAAGAAUUCCGAACAUUCAGUGAUAGAGACACUCUACAUCUGAGACCACUGCUGCCCCCUAGUGGCCACACCCACACACAUGAUCCCUCAGCCAAAGCAGUGCCCAGUUUAAUAAUAAUAGUCUGUGUUACCAUCUUAUCUGAAACAGAGUCCUGCAAAUUAUGCGGUCUCUAAGAUGCCAAAAGGACACAUUCCCUUCCCCUGCACCACAGGUAUCAGAUAUGAGCUGAACACAUGGCCAAGGGUCAAGAGUCUGAAUUCCGGAAAGGUCUUCUCAUGCCUAGGCUCAUCUUAACUGGGCCCUUGCAAAGGCAGUCACCUGCUCCAGAGCAGAUGGUCCAGUGUCACUGUCUAAGGUGAUGUGACUGACCUUCAGGCACGAUGUCUCUAUCCAGCUUAUACUUAUCCAGCUUAUACAACAUGGCCAUGUAUGGUACAAAGUCAGGCACAGAGACUUUGGCACAGGCAUAGCCAAAGAGACCUUCCCCUCCUCUUCUGCCCAACAGGAUGCUCUAACAGGAAGUACAGUCCCAGCCCCAUCCGUGCCCUACUAUGAUGCUCCCCAACCCACAGUCCAGCACUGUGCUCCACAACUGUCCCGGACAAGGCCAGACCCACCACCUCAGCAUCCCUGUAAGACAAGCUCUGACCAGCAGCUCCCAGGGCACGCCCCUCAGCAUCACCCACCUGGCUGUGAUGAGAUCCAGCAGCCAGUGUAUCCGGACCUGCUCGAUGCCACUGUGCGGAACAGCACCAAUGUAGGCAAGGUUCAGUUGCUGGUCCCAACUAAGGUCGAACCGGUCAGCCUGGUCAUGAGGCAGUGGGGGGCUGGGGACAGGACAAAGAAGUGAAGUGUUUGUCCUAAGCAGGGGCUUACAGCCGACCAGGUACUACACAUUUAAUACCUGACUGACAGGUGCUUGCAGAGGAGCAGUGUAUGUCUCCACGUUGUAUGAUAAAGUAGCCCUUUCACCAGAAA
Molecule: messenger RNA, 3813 nt
Organism: Myodes glareolus (Bank vole)
Lineage: Eukaryota; Metazoa; Chordata; Mammalia; Rodentia; Cricetidae
Gene: Slc26a1
Product: solute carrier family 26 member 1
Biological process (GO): sulfate transmembrane transport
Cellular component (GO): membrane
Molecular function (GO): secondary active sulfate transmembrane transporter activity
Source: RefSeq, a predicted model, not a curated record